Acanthosepion pharaonis is the source of this 876-nucleotide messenger RNA. The record is from the annotation of a GenBank genome assembly. NCBI's taxonomy places the organism in Eukaryota, Metazoa, Mollusca, Cephalopoda, Sepiida, Sepiidae.
AUGCCAUUUUAUCAGUUUCUGUUUCAUAUCUAUCUAUCUAUCUAUCUAUCUAUCUAUCUAUCUAUCCAUCUAUCUAUCUAUCUGUCUGUCUGUCUAUUUGUCUUGGAAGAUUCAAUGCCAUUUUAUCAAUUUCUUUUUCAUAUCUAUUUUGAAAAAAUCAAUGCCAUUCUCUCAAUUCUUAUUUCAUAUCUAUCUAGCCAUCUAGCUAUUUUGAAAAACUCAAUGGUAUUCUAUCAAUUUAUUUUUCAUAUCUAUCUAUCUGUCUUUCUCUGCUUUUCUUUGUUUCUCUGUGAAUAUCUUAUAACUGCGCCCUUAUAUUCAGUCUUUCGGUAUGUUUGUGCUUGGUUUAUAUCUAUCUAUCUAUCUAUCUAUCUAUCCCAAAAAGUUAUUAUGUAUCACAAACUGUUUCUAUCUCUCUCUCUCUCUCUAUAUAUAUAUAUAUAUAUAUAUGUACAAUUCUGUUAUUGUCUAUCUAUCCAAAAUUGUUUCUAUCUAUCUAUCUAUCUAUCUAUCUAUCCAAUGUGUGCCUAUAUAUCUAUCUUAAUCUGUUCGUAUCUAUCUGUCUAUCUAUCUAUAUUUUUUCUAUAUAUUUAUCUAUGCAAUUAUGUUUCUACCUAUCUCUCCCAAUCUGUUUAUAUCUAUCUACCCAAUCGGUUUCUUUCUAUCUAUCUAUCUAACUAUUCCAGUCGGUUUCUUUCUUUCUGUCUAUCUCUCCCAGACGGUUUCUAUCUAUCUAUCUAUCUAUCUAUCUAUCUAUCCCAAUCGGUUUAUAUCAAUCACUUUUUUCGAUAUAUGUAUCCCAUUUUUUCUGUAUAUACACAUUUGUUUCUAUCUAUCCCAAUCUGUUUCUUUCUGUUAAUUUAUCUAUCUGUCUAA